Hordeum vulgare subsp. vulgare (domesticated barley) is the source of this 1739-nucleotide messenger RNA. RefSeq names its product 26S proteasome non-ATPase regulatory subunit 11 homolog. The record is from RefSeq and is a predicted model, not a curated record. The transcript is spliced from 2 exons. Gene Ontology annotation, molecular function: structural molecule activity; protein binding. Gene Ontology annotation, biological process: ubiquitin-dependent protein catabolic process. Lineage: Eukaryota; Viridiplantae; Streptophyta; Magnoliopsida; Poales; Poaceae. Bases 112 to 1398 code for a protein of 428 amino acids. Gene Ontology annotation, cellular component: proteasome regulatory particle, lid subcomplex.
CUCCAAGGACCCCCCCCCCCCCCCCCCUCCCUUCCAUUCGUCGCCGUCCUCCUCCGCGCUACUGGACAGAUCCAUCCGUGCUCGGAUCGCUUCCUUCUCUUGGUUCAGCGUAUGGUCAUGUCUUCUUCAAUGGACUCAUCAUACCUUCCUGCUACCACUGAGUCAAUUGCAAUGGCCCAGGAGGCUAAGGAUGCUUCAGAGUCAAUAUCGAUCCUUUACCGUGUGAUUCAAGACCCGUCUUCUUCUGCAGAUGCACUGAGAGCAAAAGAACUUGCAAUUACCAACCUUACAAAUUACCUCACUCAAGAGAACCGAGCUGAGGAGCUGCGAAACCUUUUGACCCAGCUCAGGCCAUUUUUCUCACUGAUUCCCAAGGCCAAGACUGCAAAAAUUGUCCGUGGAAUCAUUGAUGCUGUCUCCAAGAUUCCUGGAACAUCUGAUCUCCAGAUCUCGCUGUGCAAAGAGAUGGUGGAAUGGACCCGUGCAGAGAAGCGCACGUUCCUCAGGCAGCGUGUGGAGGCAAGGUUAGCGGCACUUUUGCUGGAGAAUCAGGAGUACACUGAAGCCCUGACCCUCCUUACUGGUCUUAUCAAGGAAGUCAGGAGACUUGAUGACAAGUUACUCCUUGUGGACAUAGACCUCUUGGAAAGCAAACUCCACUUCUCACUGAGAAACCUGCCAAAGGCCAAAGCUUCGUUGACUGCUGCAAGGACAGCAGCGAAUGCCAUCUAUGUUCCACCGGCUCAGCAGGGCACUAUUGAUCUGCAGAGUGGAAUCCUUCACGCAGAAGAAAAGGAUUACAAAACUGCUUACAGCUACUUCUUUGAAGCAUUUGAAGCUUUCAAUGCACUGGAUGACCCAAGAGCUAUCUUCAGCUUGAAGUACAUGCUCUUGUGCAAGAUAAUGGUUAACCAAGCUGAUGAUGUUGCUGGAAUAAUCUCAUCUAAGGCUAGCCUAAAGUAUGUUGGUCCGGAUGUUGAUGCUAUGAAAGCUGUAGCUGAUGCCUACUCUAAAAGAUCUCUCAAGUACUUUGAAACUGCCCUCCGUGAUUUCAAAUCCCAGCUUGAGGAGGACCCAAUUGUUCACAGGCAUCUGUCCUCUCUGUAUGAUACCCUCUUGGAGCAGAAUCUGUGCAGGUUGAUUGAGCCCUACUCGAGAGUGGAGAUUGGGCAUGUUGCACAGAUGAUUGAACUGCCGGUUGAUCAUGUUGAGAAGAAGCUGUCGCAGAUGAUUCUAGACAAGAAAUUUGCUGGUACUCUGGAUCAAGGUGCUGGUUGCCUCAUCAUCUUUGAGGAUCAGAAGACAGAGGCCAUCUUCCCUGCUACACUGGAAACCAUUUCUAAUGUUGGAAAGGUCGUGGACAGUCUUUACAUGAGGUCGGCCAAGAUCAUGGCUUGAAGGCAACCUUUAAGACAUGUAAUCCUGCAUAUUGAUGCACUGGCAUGUGAUAGUUUGACUGUUUGGUAUGGUUUCAGCCUUUUCAGUGCCUUUGCCGCCUUUAAGACAUGUAAUCCUGCAUAUUGGCACUUGAUUUUGUAUGUCGGUCGUUAUGUUGGAUCAUAGAAAAAUCCACCUUGCUCAUGAACUGGACAAUUUGUUAAUUUUAUGCGGUGGAUGUACCGAUGCUAGCUUGUCCAAACAUAAAUGGGUAGUUCACUCACUUGCUUUGGUUGGUAUGUUGAACUUAUGCUGUUAAGGGAUUUCCAUCAGUGUUGAAACUGGGCCUAACAUUUAUCGUA